Miniopterus natalensis is the source of this 1211-nucleotide messenger RNA. It is a transcript of the gene CDKN2C, whose product is annotated as cyclin dependent kinase inhibitor 2C. Gene Ontology annotation, cellular component: nucleus; cytoplasm. The record is from RefSeq and is a predicted model, not a curated record. Gene Ontology annotation, biological process: negative regulation of cell population proliferation; regulation of G1/S transition of mitotic cell cycle; regulation of cyclin-dependent protein serine/threonine kinase activity. Lineage: Eukaryota; Metazoa; Chordata; Mammalia; Chiroptera; Miniopteridae. Gene Ontology annotation, molecular function: protein kinase binding; cyclin-dependent protein serine/threonine kinase inhibitor activity.
GGAGCCUUCCCGCGCAGCGUUAGCCCGCCGCUCGGCCUGGACGCGAAUCAAGGCCCCUCCCGAGAAGCCGAGGCCACGGAGGAGUCGUCACGACCUGUAACUUGAGGGCUACGGAACUACUACUCCCGUUUGCCUUUGGCGAUCAUCUUUAACCCCCCCGGAGUACGUCAGCAUCCAGCUACAGCUGCGCUCUCCCGGCAGCGGAGGACUCGGGACUACCCCUUCGGGCGUGACGGAUGGAGACCGAGCCUCUCGGAGGACCUGCCCCUGCAGUUCUGGCCGGCGCGGCUCAAGUCACCACCGUGAACAAGGGACCCUAAAGAAUGGCCGAACCUUGGGGGAACGAGUUGGCGUCCGCAGCUGCCAGGGGGGACCUAGAGCAACUUACUAGUUUGUUGCAAAAUAAUGUAAACGUCAAUGCACAAAAUGGAUUUGGAAGGACUGCGCUGCAGGUUAUGAAGCUUGGAAAUCCCGAGAUUGCCAGGAGACUACUCCUUAGAGGUGCUAAUCCCAAUUUGAAAGACGGAACUGGUUUCGCUGUCAUUCACGAUGCAGCCAGAGCAGGUUUCCUGGACACUUUACAGACUUUGCUGGAGUUUCAAGCUGAUGUUAACAUCGAGGAUAACGAAGGGAAUCUGCCCUUGCACUUGGCUGCCAAAGAAGGCCACUUCCAGGUGGUGGAGUUCCUUGUGAAGCACACCGCCAGCAACGUGGGGCAUCGGAACCACAACGGGGAUACCGCCUGCGACUUGGCGAGGCUCUACCGCAGGAAUGAGGUCGUUAGCCUGAUGGAGGGAAACCGGGCCGAGGGAGCUGAGAAUCUGCAAUGAAUGCGGGGAGGGCUCUCCCACACUGCCUCCUAUUUUGUCAAAUGGUUGGCUGUCCGGUUUUAAUAUCAUUUGUUAAAACUCAGUUUUGUCAUAUUUUAAGCAGCUUGUUAAAUCUUCUAAAAUUGCUAAAUGGAAAUCUUACUGCAAGUUUAUGAACAUAUUUAAUUAAGCAACAUCUUUUUCACCAGCAAAAUCCUGAGUUCUAACAUAUAAUUGCAAAUAGCUUUGGCUUUCUUAUUAUUAUUUUAUCUUUCCUUGACUUUUUCCUGGCUUCUUUCUCCAUUUGCCAAUCUCAAUACCCAACUUGGAGACUUUGUUUUAAAAAUGGUUUGUCUUGAUGCUUCUUUUGCCUAAUUAAAACACUUUUCCAAAACAGGACAA